AGAAGACCCGCUGAAAUUCAAAGUUAGAGGAGGAGACUGGACCAUGUAACAACAAGAAGGUUGUUUCUUGUUUUCAGUCAGUAAGCGUUGACCCGUUUCAUACAGACUGUUGUUUCACACAGACUUCUUUUCAGCUCAGUAUGGAAGCUGGCGAGGAAAAUAAUGGCAAUGUCAACUUGAAAAGACAGAGAGCACCUCUGUCAGAUUCUGAAGACAAUGUCCUCUCACAAUCAGAGGUGAAUGAUGGGCAGAAGCGGCGGCGUCUGGAGGCAGCUGGUCAGGAGAACCGUAGUCCUAAACCAUCCUCCUCUGGACGCCUAGCUGAGCUGGAGAUGAAGCCAGACACACCAAUGGUUCCUUCAGUCCGGACCCGAGUCCAGCAACUUACCCAGCGACGAGAGGGUGCAGCUCCUCUUGCCCAGCGGUGCCUGUCGGAUCCUGGAGCUGACAGUCCAUCGCUCUUCAUCCACAAAAAGGGCCUCAGAGAGCAUCUCCUUGGUGAGGGAGAAUUUAAUCAGCGAUUGGAGCGUUUCAAAAUGCCAGUCUUCCAAGCUAGCCCCAACCCCACACCAAGCCCUGCCAACCCCUCCCCACGGACCUGCUCCAACUUUGUGUCUGCCAUUCAGGAGAAACUCCACAGUACUACAGCACCCAGCUCCAAGCAGGCUUCACGCAUACGCCAGGAACGGGAACAGGAGUUGAACCAGUUGCCUUUUCAACCAAUCAGUGAGAAUGCCUGGCUGAAAAGGAGCAACUCUGAUCCCUCAUUAUCUCAGGCAUGGACCACUCCUGGCCCCUCAUCUCCCUCCUGGGUUCCUAGAUCUAGAGGGAGAUUUCAUUGGCCUCCUAUGCAGCCCUGGGAUCAGAUGGACGGUGAUGCUGAGAUGAAAGAUGGAAGUUUUGAAGCUCCUAGAUCAGGUGCAGAGAAGCAAUGUUCAGAUGGGACAGAUGCUGAACUGAGCUCUCAUGAUGAGACCAGCACAGCUGAAAUAAUUGAUCAGAUGUUCGAGGAGGUGUUGGAAUAUGCUGGAAGGGUAGAGGCAGAGAGGGGCGAUGAUGAGGACACUGAGGACCAUGACAGUGGCAUUGGCGUUUGCUCUGGAGACAAAGAAAAACUGGACACGGAGUCAGAGAAGGAGAAAAGUGAAGAGGAGGGUGAUGAGAACAAGCUGCUUGAAAGCGAUAGAGAAGAGCUGCUGACUUUUCCUCCCAGUGGCAUCCUGUCCCCUCUCAGCAAGUCUGUAGAGGCUGUAGUCACCCCUAUGCGACUGGAAACGAGCCAGGAGUCCAAUCCUCCCUCUCUGCUCUUGACCCCAGAGGAGACCACCCCCCCUCUUGCUGAAUCUGCUCCUCUAUACAGUAUUGAUGCCUAUCGCACACAAAGACAGAGAAAGCUUCCCACCGUUCAGAGUGUCACUCCUGGGGUUCAGAGACGAGCUCCGGAGAAGUCCCAACCUCAACCCUGUGUCAACACCAAGGAGAAAAUCACAGCUCUAAAUACAGAAGCAGGGAAGUUGCAGACUGUGAUCAACCAGACCCUGCAGGCUCUGAGCUGCUGUACUGAUGAGGAGCACGGACGAGGCUCGCUGGAGGAGGCGGAAGCUGAGAAACUCCUGUUGGUCUCAUGUGAGAAACGCUCUGCUCUGCUGGCAGAGGUGACCAGACUGAGGGAGGAGAGGAACUCGGAGUCAGCGGAAGCAGCAGGAGAGGACAGGGAGUAUGUUUCCCAACAGGCCUGCAGAGGGACUGUCAGCAUCACAAACAUCCAGCUGCCGCUCAAGGUGGAAUUCGUCUGCUCAUCACACAACCGUACAGGUCGGCCAAGUCACUACUUUUUUGUCCUGAUCCGCUACGGCCCCUGCAACAUUGUCGCCACCCCGCUGGCCACGGCUGCUGAUGCUCAGAAUGGAGACACCAUCUCCUUCCCUACUUCUGUCACUCUGAAGGAUAUCCGCUCUUCCUUUGAGAUUGAUGUGGAAGUCUAUAGCUUGUCCCACACUUCAGGUAGUAGCUGCAGCAUGGACCGGACCACCACCAAGUCACGGGUCACACCAAGGAAGCUCCUAAACACCAUCACAAGAUCCACUAACACACUGACAUCUGCUGCUCCCUCUGCUCUCAAUACUCGUCGCUCCAGCAACUUUUGUCUGGUGGGCUCCCAUAAGAUCACCUUGGCCUCGCUGGGACACAGCAAGUUCCCGCUGGACAAGAUGAAACUUGAAGGCAAAAUCAGGAGGCUGCUGGGAGAUGAAUUUCAGGAAAAGGUGCCUUUUCUCUCUCCUCUAGAGGGCAACAUCUACCUGCGUCUGGACAGCGAGAGUCACUCUAAUGUACAGCACCAAGGCUUCCUGACAAUGUUUGAGUUGAUCAGUGGAUACGGUGUGUGGCAUCGCCGAUAUUUUGUUCUGGAGGGAUGCAACAUGCACUACUGGAACCACCCCAAUGACAAAGAAACUAAGGAAGCAGAGAGCAGCAUCUCUUUGUCCAGCUCUCACAGUCAGUGCGUCAGGCCUGUGAAGAGGGACUCGUGUGCUCGACCUUUCACCUUUGAGCUGGUGAGCAAUGUCCCUCAGCAGCAGGACGCCAGCCAGGACGCCUUGGCCAAGUGUUGGUUUUCAGCUGACACCAAACAGGAGAGAUUGGACUGGAUGGAGAAACUCAAUCAAGCUCUUUUGGACUUUCACACAUGGAACCGCACGUCAGCAGCCCAAACAGAAAGUCAGCAGUCAAACUCGUCCAGCAGUGGGAACCUUAGGGAGAGCAUACUGUAACUACACCACGAGGCCAACGAACCUACUCUGUGUGGUAGAUAAGCUGACAUCAGGGUUUAGAUUCUUCACAUCAGAGCUGCAGGAGGUGAGCUGCUUCUUAACAGGCUCUGUUUCACAGUCGAAAUGAAACUGGCAAAUUGUAAACGAGGCAAACAUGUAUCUCAUAUUGAUUUUUCUUUUUGGGAGAUUAUUUGAUUUCCAUACUAUUGUUUAUUUCUUUUAACCUGAAUCCAGUCAUUGCCGUUGGGUUUCACUUUUAUUUGCUGAGUUACAGUUGCCAUUUGAAUAAUUUUAGUUUUUCUUUAUCAUGAUUUUGUGGAAGAGGUUUUAUUUUGAAUUUUCUGUGGCAAUCAGCUGCUUUAGCCUUUGUUGGCAAUAUUAUUUGGUCACUUUCAGUAGCUAAGGUGAAACUUCUUGUAGCUGAUAUAUUUUUGUAAUAAUUUACACAUGUAUUUAGAUUCAAAUUAUAUUUUUGCUUCGUAUAAACUGGAAGGAUAAACCAAUUUAUAUAGAUACACUAAUAAAUAUUGAAGGAGGAGGAAAUCUUUAACGCUACUAAACGUAUCUAGGGUGAGAAUGUAUUUCAAAUGGCACGAAACACUACAGAUUAAUAGUUCAUAGAAGGAGUGCUAGUUAAGGUUGGAAUGGGAGCCUUUCAUAGGCAUUCAGACAUACAGUUUUUGAUCAUGGUCCAAGUGGAUGCAUUGUAGAUGGAAGCAGGCUUUUUUUUUUUUUUACUGAACCAACAAAUAUUUGGCUGUUUAUGUAAAAUGUGAUAGAAUUUUUACUGAAGAAAUAACCAGUCAAAAUAUCAGACAGUCCCUCUUGUCAGGGCGCGUCACUGCGUCUCGGAGAUUUUACUUCGUUCACAGUGGUUUGAAGUUUUCACUCAUUUUCCCAAGUGCACGAUUUGUGUUGCUGUACAUAAAUCAAUUCAUAUAUUUACAAUAUUAAACCAUGUUAUAUGUGUAAUGCAGUGGAUGAGGGAACUGAUGAGGUAAAAGAGGGGACUGUAGUGAUGCUGCUACACUGAAUGUAGUCUGUUCUGUCUGAUGUGUUCUUUUCCAUGUAUUUCCACCUAUCAGUCUGUCUCUUUGUUCUCAGUGUUAUUCAUGUGAACUCUCAUUCUAUGCACUUAAUGAAGUUACCAAUAAAAUAAAUGGAUUGAAA
Molecule: messenger RNA, 3941 nt
Organism: Epinephelus moara (kelp grouper)
Lineage: Eukaryota; Metazoa; Chordata; Actinopteri; Perciformes; Serranidae
Gene: anln2
Exons: 24
Coding region: 141-2771 (876 amino acids)
Biological process (GO): actomyosin contractile ring assembly; mitotic cytokinesis; septin ring organization
Cellular component (GO): actomyosin contractile ring
Source: RefSeq, a predicted model, not a curated record